Molecule: messenger RNA, 3080 nt
Organism: Acomys russatus (golden spiny mouse)
Lineage: Eukaryota; Metazoa; Chordata; Mammalia; Rodentia; Muridae
Gene: Ano6
Product: anoctamin 6
Exons: 21
Coding region: 215-3013 (932 amino acids)
Biological process (GO): calcium activated phosphatidylserine scrambling; chloride transmembrane transport; calcium activated phosphatidylcholine scrambling
Cellular component (GO): plasma membrane
Molecular function (GO): protein dimerization activity; chloride channel activity
Source: RefSeq, a predicted model, not a curated record
CUUCCUCCGGGCUCCCCGAAGCCGGGGCGGUUUGAUCUGGGGCGGGAGUGGCGGCCUCUCUCUGGGCAUGCUCAGUCGCAGGCUAAGUGGCUAGUGAAGCAGAGCGUCGGCGGAGUGCAGCGGGACGUGCAGAGAGGGCUGAGCGGAGCUUGCCGCCCGAGCCGAGCAGAGCCGAGCAGCGCCGAGAGGAACCGAGCGUCGGUCUUGGGGAGACAUGCAGAUGAUGACUAGGAACGUCCUGCUCAACAUGGAGCUGGAAGAGGACGACGAUGAGGAUGGAGACAUCGGUGAUGUUCCUGACUCCAGGAGGCCUUUUCUGGCUCCUCACACUCUUCACCCAUCCGGUCUGGUGCUGGAAAACUUUGACCAGACAAUUGUCUGCCCCACCUUCGGCUCACUGGAGAACCAGCAGGAUUUCCGAACUCCAGAGUUUGAAGAAUUUAACGGAAAACCCGACUCCCUGUUUUUUACCGAUGGCCAGAGACGAAUUGACUUCGUUCUUGUGUAUGAGGAUGAAAGUAAAAAGGAGAACAACAAAAAGGGGACAAAUGAAAAACAGAAGAGGAAAAGACAAGCAUAUGAAUCUAACCUCAUCUGUCACGGCCUGCAGCUGGAGGCAACAAGAUCAGUUUCAGAUGACAAGCUUGUGUUCGUGAAGGUGCAUGCCCCCUGGGAAGUGCUGUGCACCUAUGCUGAAAUCAUGCACAUCAAACUCCCCCUAAAGCCAAAUGACCUGAAAAUGCGCUCAGCCUUCGGCACCCUCAACUGGUUCACCAAGGUCCUCCGCGUGAACGAGAGUGUCAUCAAGCCGGAACAGGAGUUCUUCACUGCCCCGUUUGAGAAGAGCCGCAUGAAUGAUUUUUAUAUUCUUGAUAGAGAUUCCUUCUUCAACCCUGCCACCAGAAGCCGCAUUGUUUAUUUCAUCCUCUCUCGGGUCAAAUACCAAGUGAUGAACAACGUUAGCAAAUUUGGGAUUAAUAGACUGGUCAGUUCUGGAAUCUACAAGGCAGCGUUCCCUCUGCACGACUGUAAAUUCAACUAUGAGUCGGAGGACCCCAGCUGUCCUAGUGAGCGCUACCUUCUGUACCGGGAAUGGGCCCAUCCUCGAAGCAUAUACAAGAAGCAGCCCUUGGAUCUUAUCAGGAAGUAUUAUGGAGAGAAGAUUGGAAUCUACUUUGCUUGGCUGGGCUAUUACACGCAGAUGCUCCUGCUAGCAGCAGUGGUGGGCGUGGCCUGCUUCCUCUAUGGGUACCUUAAUCAGGAUAACUGCACUUGGAGCAAAGAGGUCUGUGAUCCAGAUAUCGGUGGCCAGAUCCUGAUGUGUCCACAGUGUGACAGGCUGUGUCCCUUCUGGAGGCUGAAUAUCACCUGUGAAUCGUCUAAGAAAUUGUGCAUCUUUGACAGUUUCGGAACCCUGAUCUUUGCAGUAUUUAUGGGAGUGUGGGUCACGUUGUUUUUGGAGUUUUGGAAGCGGCGCCAGGCAGAGCUCGAGUAUGAAUGGGACACUGUUGAGCUCCAGCAGGAGGAACAGGCCCGGCCGGAAUACGAAGCCCAGUGCAAUCACGUGGUAAUAAACGAGAUCACUCAGGAAGAGGAGCGUAUCCCAUUUACCACCUGUGGGAAGUGUAUCCGGAUUACCCUGUGUGCAAGUGCUGUCUUCUUCUGGAUCCUGCUCAUCAUCGCUUCCGUGAUCGGAAUCAUCGUCUACCGGCUGUCCGUGUUCAUUGUGUUUUCUACAACCCUCCCCAAGAACCCCAAUGGCACAGACCCGAUCCAGAAGUACCUGACGCCACAGAUGGCCACGUCCAUCACGGCCUCCAUCAUCAGCUUCAUCAUCAUCAUGAUUCUGAACACCAUCUACGAGAAGGUGGCCAUCAUGAUCACCAACUUCGAACUCCCAAGGACCCAGACGGAUUAUGAGAACAGCCUGACCAUGAAGAUGUUCUUGUUCCAGUUCGUCAACUACUACUCCUCGUGUUUCUACAUUGCGUUCUUUAAGGGCAAAUUCGUAGGCUAUCCGGGGGACCCGGUGUACUGGCUGGGCAAAUACAGAAACGAGGAGUGCGACCCAGGAGGCUGUCUCCUUGAGCUGACCACACAGCUGACCAUCAUCAUGGGAGGGAAGGCGAUCUGGAAUAACAUCCAAGAAGUAUUGCUCCCAUGGGUCAUGAAUCUAAUUGGACGAUAUCAAAGAGUCUCUGGAUCAGAAAGGAUUACCCCACGAUGGGAACAGGAUUACCAUCUGCAGCCCAUGGGCAAGCUGGGAUUGUUUUAUGAGUACCUUGAAAUGAUUAUUCAGUUUGGGUUCGUCACCUUAUUUGUGGCCUCUUUCCCACUGGCUCCCCUGCUGGCCCUGGUGAACAAUAUAUUGGAAAUAAGAGUGGACGCCUGGAAGCUGACAACUCAGUUUAGACGCAUGGUGCCAGAAAAAGCUCGGGAUAUCGGCGCGUGGCAGCCCAUCAUGCAAGGAAUAGCCAUCCUGGCGGUGGUGACCAACGCCAUGAUCAUCGCCUUCACGUCCGACAUGAUCCCCCGCCUGGUGUACUACUGGUCCUUCUCCAUCCCUCCCUAUGGGGAGCACACUCACUACACUAUGGACGGCUACAUCAACAACACUCUCUCCGUCUUCAACAUCACCGACUUCAAAAACACGGACAAAGAAAACCCAUACAUUGGGCUGGGUAACUACACCUUGUGCAGGUACCGUGACUUCCGGAACCCGCCUGGGCACCCACAAGAAUACAAACACAACAUCUACUAUUGGCACGUGAUUGCUGCCAAGCUGGCUUUUAUCAUUGUCAUGGAGCACAUCAUCUACUCGGUGAAGUUUUUCAUUUCGUAUGCAAUUCCAGACGUGUCAAAAAUCACGAAAAGCAAGAUCAAGAGGGAGAAAUACCUCACGCAAAAGCUGCUUCAUGAGAGCCACCUCAAAGACCUGACCAAGAACAUGGGGCUCAUAGCCGAGAGGAUGGGAGGAGUGGUUGACAGCAGCCUGCGACCAAAACUCGAAUGAGGGACAGCUCUGUGUCCUGAGAAGCACUUUAAAAGUAAUCAGCUGUCAGGCUUGCCGUGAGUCACUA